Molecule: messenger RNA, 2194 nt
Organism: Solanum pennellii
Lineage: Eukaryota; Viridiplantae; Streptophyta; Magnoliopsida; Solanales; Solanaceae
Exons: 3
Coding region: 760-1992 (410 amino acids)
Molecular function (GO): protein binding
Source: RefSeq, a predicted model, not a curated record
ACGUUGACAAGGCUGAGUGCGGUGUAAUGUUGAAAAAUCUCUCAAGAACAAAUCUAGGUUGCCUGCCUUAGAUAUUUUACAUUUUAAGACAGAUUAAUUUGAGAAAAAGGAAGUAUCAUUCUUUUAUGGGCCAAAUGUGAUGCUUUUGAUAAGAGAGAGGGAAAAUUACAUUCUAAUGCCUUUGAGUGAUCUAAACUACAAAAUACGUACACAAUAUAUAGAUUGUGUAUACUUGUAUUCUAAAAAUACAUAUAAUACACAUAUCUAUACAUAACCAAAGUAUAUGUUGUGUAUUCUUUCAGUCAUUUUUGUACAUAUUCUAUGGAAAAGACUACAGUUGUGGUGUUAUUGAGAUUUGCAUGCAGCUCUGACUAAAAACAAAAUAAGUGUCUCAAUUGAGAAACCUCCAAUACAUACAAAGAAAUCUAUUGUCCAAGUUUCACUUUAGUUGCAAAUGGCAAGACAAGAGGCUCAUUUGCAGGCCUUGGCCACAACAAAUACUGUGAAAAUGACUUGUAUUAAGAGUUGCACCACCAAAACCAUUUGAAUAUUCACUUUUAAAACAUACACAGAAAAAAAAGGUCAAUGAAAUAACAAAACCAAGAAACAAUGCAGGCCUUAACCUCAUUAUAUCAGUGUACUCAUCCACAUUGAUAUGACUCAAAUUCUUUCUGACAUUUCAUUCAUCCAAUUCAAGGGAAGUCAAGUGAAAAUACUUCUAAACUAUUGAGUGAAAUAGAUUGAAAGGUAAUACAAGAAAUGGGGAAGGCAAGCAAAUGGAUCAGAAACUUCCUAAUGGUGAUGGGGAAAAAGGAGGAAAGGGAAAAGAAAGAAUAUAAAUCAAUAGAAAGUGUGGGAAUCCCAACAACUCCAAAGGCGAAAAGGAGAUGGAGUUUCAAGAAAUCAUCAAGCAUGGAGAGAAACAGCCAUAAGAGUAAUAGAUCAUUCGACUUAACUUUUGAUCACCAACUAAACACACAAGGUUCAAUGCUGGAGUUAGACAUUCUGGAGAAACUCCACAAAGCAAGCCUAACAGCAAAAGGAGCUAUAGAACCAAAGGCAUACACUACCAGACGUGUUAAGGAUGCAGCUGCCACCAAAAUCCAAGCUGUUUUCCGUUCUUAUUUGGCUAGGAAAGCAUUGCGCACCCUAAGAAGCCUGGUUAGAUUACAGGCACUGGUAAGGGGUCACCUAGUGAGGAAACAGACAGCAGCAAUGGUGAGACGCAUGCACUCUCUUAUGGUCAUUCAACUAAGGGCUCGUGUUCAAAGAGUUCAGAUGACCGAAGAAGCACAUACACCAAACUCAAGAAAGAGUCAGAAAGUAUCAUCUGGGAACAAUCAACUUACCAGAGCCUGCAGAAUUGAAAAGAUGGAUGUUAGCAUUCAAGAAAAAGGGAGAGUUCAGAAGAAUAAUAGCACGAAAAACAGAUCUGCUGGAAUGGAAAAUGGAUUGAGCACCUCUGAGGCUCGUCGUUUUUCAGUGUCAAGGAGGAGUCAUCAAGUACUUCAGACAUGUCCAAGUCCCUCUACACUGAGUGAUAUGAGCACAAUAAGUUAUGACAGGCAUAUAGAGGAUUUUUCCUUCAAGACACCAGAAAAAGGUUUUGAACAUUGCUCUAAUGUGUCAACAACCACAUCUUCCAAAACCCCAUUUUCCAUUCCACACUCAGAAAAUCCGAACUCCAUUUUUUCUAGUGCUACUUUAGCACUAACAUACAUGUCCAAUACAGAAUCCUCAAGAGCAAAAGCUAGGUCACAUAGUGAACCCAGACAACGACCCAAUUGGAGCAUUAUAAGAAAAAGCAAGCGCACACCAUCAAUGGAUGGGAUAACAGGCAUACCUGACUCUAGAAGGGAAGAAACACCUAUCCACAGCAGGAGACACAAUGUCCCAGAAAGCCAUGAAGCCUGGUUACUUAAGCUUUACAAACAAGCAAAGUCCAUCAAGCAUGUCAAGGUUGAUUCCGCCAGCAUAUUGUCUACCAUUUGACUUCUGGAAGAUCUCUCACUGUCUGAAAGGUAAGAGUGACUAGCACAUGAAAUUUACAGCUGUUUAUUGCUCUCUCUCAGCCAUUUACAUCAGCUCCUCUGAGCACGUACUGGUUCCAUCUUGGUCACUCAAACUCCAUUUUCCUUAAAAUAUCUCUAUUAUUAGAGAAGCCAAGUGCACAAGGAGAACUGCAACCUGACAC